AUGGAGGAGGGGUGCCGGAACCCGGCGGCCUACCUCCCCGACGACCUGGUCGUCGAGAUCCUCUCGCGGCUGCCGGCCAAGUCGCUGUGCCGCUUCAAGUGCGUCUCCCGGUCCUGGCGCGCCCUCAUCUUCUCCGACAGGUUUUCUUUCGCGCAGACCCUGUCGGGCUUCUUCUUCGGCAGUCGCCGCGACAUCGCCGGCUUGCCGCCUCCUCUCCCCGGAGUCGAUACGGCUCUCUCCUUCCUGCCACCCAGCGGCGGGGAGAUAGAGCUGCUCGACUCCUGCAACGGGCUCCUCCUCCUGCUCUGCUCCCGCGAGCCCGGAUCGUCGUCUGCAAUCCAGUCACUCUGGAAUUGCCGGUGA
Molecule: messenger RNA, 363 nt
Organism: Panicum virgatum (switchgrass)
Lineage: Eukaryota; Viridiplantae; Streptophyta; Magnoliopsida; Poales; Poaceae
Product: putative F-box protein At4g09190
Exons: 2
Coding region: 1-363 (120 amino acids)
Molecular function (GO): protein binding
Source: RefSeq, a predicted model, not a curated record